Messenger RNA from Xenia sp. Carnegie-2017, 3757 nucleotides. RefSeq lists its product as uncharacterized. The transcript has 8 exons. The record is from RefSeq and is a predicted model, not a curated record. Gene Ontology annotation, molecular function: protein binding. Lineage: Eukaryota; Metazoa; Cnidaria; Anthozoa; Malacalcyonacea; Xeniidae. Bases 373 to 3210 code for a protein of 945 amino acids.
AUAUCGACGAGUGCCCCAGCAGUUGUGCCCAUUUUUGCCAGAACACCCUUGGAAGUUAUAACUGUUAUUGUCGAUCUUGUUAUGAUAAAGUUGGCUUUUUCGGAUGUGAGCUGAAUAAAUGUAAAAUAUCAGAUACAUGCUACGAGUACAAUGUUGUCAAUCCAAGCAAUCAAUGUCAGGAAUGUAAUCGUCAAUAUAAAAGAAAAUGGACGAACAAUAACAACCUUCCUUGUAAUGACAACAGCCAUGGAACUAGAAAUGAUCGUUGUAAGGAAGGUGUGUGCUCUGGUGAACAAUUCACGUGUUUGUCAUGCGAAUAUCAACAAGAUGGGACAUGUAAAGUAAAGAGUGGAUUUUGUGUUAUAAACAUUAAUGGCAGCAAUACCUGUGUUUCUGCAAACAUGGAAAAUCCGAGCAAUCCGUGUCAGUUAUGUGAUCCCGGUUCAAGUAAGUCUGUUUGGAGUAGUAAAAAUAAUGGGGUAUCUUGUGACGAUGGUGAUGAAUGCUCAAGAAGAGACGUGCAGGAAUGGAUCGUGUCACGGAGAAUCUUUCAGAUGUAACUUGGAUUGUCAAUCAUGUAAUGGUGAAAACUGCACUCUACAUUCUGGUUAUGGUUUCAGUGAAAAUGAAUGCAAAUGCAACAUAAUGGGUCAAAACUAUGACCAUCAUCAGCUAAAUCCGACUAACGAAUGCAAAUGGUGUAACAUAUACGACAAGGCAACAAAACUUACUUCUUCUUGGUCUAAUCGUCCUGCAGUACCUUGCAAUGAUAAUGAUUCUUGUACAGAAAGAGACCUUUGUAAAGAUGGUUUUUGCAAGGGAAUGAAAUACAGUUGUAACUCGUCAUAUCCAUCGUCUAGUUGUAUUCAACGAUCAGUGUGUGAUGGAAAUGGAACGUGUCAGCAUUUAGCGCGUGCCAACGGAACUGUAUGUCGUUCGGCUGUUGAUUAUUGCGACUUAUCUGAAAGGUGUAAUGGCAAGUAUCUUACAUGUCCAUCACAAUCUAAAACACAAAUAGAAAUUAUUAAUGGUCAAGUGCAAAUCACUGAUUCCAAUUGGAUAAAAUCAGUGAACUUUCAAUCAAGAACUGACAGAUUGUACCUUCAGACAAGAAAUUUUUCUGCAUCUUGUGGUAUUCUUAAAAUCAAAUGGUCCAUAAUAAAAAGCAACAAACUAUGCAGCCUAAGCGAAGUCAAACGAGUGUUUGUCGGGAAUCCUGUUAACCACGUGAUAACUGGUUUAAACAUGACUUCAGAUGAAACGUACAAAAUUGUUGUUCAGGCUUACGAUGUGCGCCAAAACCGCGCCACUCCAGUGUGCAGUAACGAGGUUACUAUUGACACCAGCCGACCAACGAGAGGAUCGAUCUAUGAUGGAUUAGGCCUCAACGAUCUUCAAUAUCAACACAGUUCAGUUCUGAGCGCAAAAUGGGGAGGGUUUACCACAACGUACGGCAUACAAAAAUACGAGAUCAGCAUUUCAUAUUACCCAUUUUUAUCUAGCCACAAGUUACUGCUACUUAGCUUUCGGAACGUUCAUUUAAAUGCUUCGUUCAGUAAAAUUUCACAGGAAUUGCGGAUGGUAGCAAUGUCACAUUUAAAGUUCGAGCUUUUACAAAAGCCGGAUUGUAUACGGAAGGAGAAAGCAACGGUGUUGUUGGUAGGCGUGCAACGUAAAAAUGGAGGCUUUGUUUCAAAUGGUUUGAUUGAUGUUGGUUUGAAAAACCAAACUUCACCAGACCGUCUGGUACUUUCAUCAGGAGAAGUGUACUGCGCUGUUGUAGAAGGAGAGAAUGCAGCCGGUUUAAAAAGAAAAGCAUUAUCCAAUUGUGUUCUUAUCGACCAAGACCCUCCACGCUAUGGUACAGUGAAUGACGGUGCGACAAAUGAUAUUGACUACCAGUCAAGUUCAAGACGAUAUCAUGCAAAUUGGAAUGGAUUUGAUGACCGUACAUAUGGAAGUGAAGUAUUUUUCACAGUUCGGGCCGUGGAUAGGGCUGGAAAUUAUAGAAACGUAAAAUCGAAUGGUGUGAUAGUCGAUACAUCUCAUCCUGUUCAUAAUGGUAAAAUCAUGGUGUCAGGAAGAACUGUCCAAAAGGAUGGCAAGAAUAUAACAUAUGUACAAAAUACUGGAGAUAUAUCUGCUUCAUGGCCUCCUUUCAUUGAUGAGCACAGUGGUAUGUAUAAAUACCAGUGGGCAAUCGCAGAGAAGGACCAGCAAGUAAAUACAUGGGAAGAUGUGCCAGGGAAAAGACUUAAGACUACCGCAGAUUUCCGAAGUCUUGUGUUAAAAAAUAACACCAAAUACACGCUCUAUAUCCGUGGUAUUAACAACGCAGGUCUUUAUUCGCAACUAAAAUCGCUGACUAUAAUACCCAUCCCCGAUGGAGGUGGACAAGGAAAGGUCUUGGACGGCCGGGACCCAUCAAAAGACAUUGACUUUCUUACGAACUCAUCGGAAGUCUAUGCUACCUGGAGUGGUUUUGAAACUGAGUCUGUUAAGGUCCGUGCGUAUUUCUUUGCGGUUGGCAGCUGCACUGUAGGAGACUAUCACGUGACUGACAAUCAGUUUAUACCAGUUAAGCCAGCAACUGCAACAUCUUUUGGAAUACAUAAUUCCAAUUUAAUAAACGGUCAGCGGUAUUGUGUGAAGGUGAAAAGUGAAAAUUUAGCAGGCUCUGAAAGUCCAAUAGCGUCAUCUGAUGGAUAUUUGGUGGACAUCACUUCACCUGAAAUUCAUGAUGCUGUUGUGCUUGAUGGCAUGGGAAGCGACGAUAUUGACUUUCAAUCCAAUAGAACGAAGUUUUCCGCAACGUGGCAAGGAUUUCAAGAUUUCGAAUCGGAAAUAAAACACUAUGAAGUGGCCUACAGUCGUGUGAGAGAUGCUUACGAAAAUAAUCUUAAAACAAACUUUCUUUUUGUUGGCCGAAAUAUAUCACAUACGUUUAAUGGAUUGGAUCUCGUUAACCACGACGUUUAUUUUUUCCUUGUUUGCGCUGUGAACAACGCUGGCCUAAAGUCGUGUUUGUCUUCAGAUGGAGUAUUCAUUGAUAUAACACCACCAUCAUACGGGUAUGUUCAUGACGGUAUACUUGAACCGGAUGUAAAAUACCAAGCGUCUACUGAAACAUUUAGCGCCAAUUGGGAACGAAUAUGGGAUUUAGAAAGCCGUGUUGAUAAAUUUCAAUGGGGCAUUAAAAAAUGGGGCUGAACUGAUUCGAGAUUUUAUUGAUGUCGGCCUUCAAACGCACGUGACGUCAAAUACAGUUUUGAAUCUCGAGCAUGGAGCAAACUACACAGUUGUGUUACGUGUGUUCAACAGAGCUGGACAUGUCCAAGAAAUUUCUUCUGAUGGAGUUGUUAUUGAUACAACCCUCCACUCCCAAGUGAAAUAGUACCCACUCAAGCCUUUUUUACAUGGAGCUUUUCAUCUGAAACGAGUGCAUACUAUUCUACCAACGCAUCAGCGCUUUUUGUACAGUGGAAAACCUUUGAAGAGCACGAAAGUGAAAUGUGGUAUUACAAGUGGGCGAUUGGAACGACAAAAUUUGGUACGCAAAUUCAGCCCCUGAUCAAUAUUGGUUUUGCAACCAGUGCUAACACUUCCGAAAGCCAGAUUUUUCUUCAAUCUGGUGUAAAAUACUUUGUGUCUGUAGUGGGACGAAAUAGGGCAGAUCUCGUUUCCGGAAACUGUUCCUUUCCUUUCAUUAUCGAUAAUACUCCACCCACUUUAGGAAGAAUUACGGUGAAGACAAGUC